Molecule: messenger RNA, 2194 nt
Organism: Sorex araneus (European shrew)
Lineage: Eukaryota; Metazoa; Chordata; Mammalia; Eulipotyphla; Soricidae
Gene: MMP11
Product: matrix metallopeptidase 11
Exons: 8
Coding region: 4-1473 (489 amino acids)
Biological process (GO): collagen catabolic process; proteolysis; extracellular matrix organization
Cellular component (GO): extracellular matrix
Molecular function (GO): metalloendopeptidase activity; zinc ion binding
Source: RefSeq, a predicted model, not a curated record
CGGAUGGCUCGGGCUGCCCCGCUCCGCGGCGCGGCCCCGCGCACCCUCCUGCUCGCGCUGCUGCUGCUGCUGCUCCCGCCACCGCCGCUGCUGGCCCGCGCCCCGAGGCCGCCGGAUGCCCGUCGCCGCCAUGCAGUCAGGAGGGGGCCUCAGCUCUGGCAUGAGGCUUGGCCCAGCAGCCUGACACCAGCCCCCCGUGCCGUGGAUGCUCCCCAGCCUGCCCGAGGCCUCAGACCCCCUCGCUGUGGGGUGCCUGACCCACCCGAUGGAUUGAGUGCCCGGAAUCGACAGAAACGUUUUGUGCUGUCCGGGGGUCGCUGGGAGAAGACAGAUCUCACCUACAGGAUCCUCCGGUUCCCAUGGCAACUGGUGCGGGAGCAGGUGCGGCAGACUAUAGCAGAGGCCUUGAAGGUGUGGAGUGACGUGACACCGCUCACCUUCACAGAGGUGCAGGAGGGCCAUGCUGACAUCAUGAUUGACUUUACCAGGUACUCGCACGGGGACAACCUGCCAUUUGAUGGGCCCGGGGGGGUCCUGGCCCACGCCUUCUUUCCCAAGACGCACCGUGAGGGGGAUGUUCACUUCGACUAUGAUGAGACCUGGACUAUUGGGGACAACCAGGGCACAGACCUCCUGCAGGUGGCAGCCCACGAGUUUGGCCACAUGCUGGGGCUGCAGCACACGACGGCAGCCAAGGCCCUCAUGUCCCCUUUCUACAACUUCCGCUACCCGCUGAGCCUCAGCCCAGAUGACCAAAGGGGCAUCCAGCACUUGUAUGGCCGGCGCAUGCCAGACCCCACCUCCAGACCCCCGACCCAGGGCCCUCAGGCUGGAGAGGACACCAACGAGAUUGCACCUCUAGAGCCGGAGGUCCUGCCAGACGCCUGUGAGGUCUCAUUUGAUGCCGUCUCCACCAUUCGUGGCGAGCUCUUCUUCUUCAAGUCAGGUUUCGUGUGGCGGCUGCGCAGGGGCCAGCUGCAGCCUGGCUACCCUGCGCUGGCCUCUCGCCAUUGGCAAGGACUGCCCAGCCCUGUGGAUGCUGCCUUUGAGGAUGCCCAGGGCCACAUCUGGUUCUUCCAAGGUGCCCAGUACUGGGUGUACGAUGGCGAGAAGCCAGUCCUUGGCCCCGCACCACUUUCUGAUCUGGGACUGCCGGGGUCCCCAGUCCAUGCCGCCUUGGUCUGGGGCCCUGAGAAGAAUAAGAUCUACUUCUUCCGGGGCCGGGAUUACUGGCGCUUCCACCCCAACACCCGGCGUGUGGAUAGCCCCGUGCCACGUCGGGCCACUGACUGGCGAGGGGUGCCCUCAGAGAUAGACGCCGCCUUCCAGGAUGCCGACGGCUAUGCUUAUUUCCUGCGUGGCCGCCUCUACUGGAAGUUCGACCCUGUGAAGGUGAAGGCCCUGGAGGGCUUCCCCCGGCUCGUGGGUCCCGAUUUCUUCGACUGUACCGAACCUGCCAACACUUUCCGCUAAGCACAGCUUGGCUGUCCUUGGGGCCCCUGGCCUGACAGUGCCUUAUCACAGAUGACAGCUGGCCGCUGUGGCCCUCUCUGUGGCUGUAAGGCCCUAGGCAGGGCUGGGGGCCAUGUCUCCUCAGGGGACAGUGGGGUGAGGGUCCUGCCCCCAUGACAACUGCAGGGAGCACCACGCCGGUCGUGGUCACCUGCUAGCAACUGCCUCGCAUUGGCAAGGAGGCUUGGUCUUGAAUCACGAGUGAGGGUGAUUCUGGGUGGGCUCUGCCCACCUGUGUAGUUCACAAUCAGAACCUUGGUCUCCGUAUCUCAGGAUAGGACCUUGGCAGGGCAGGGCAGGGCGGGAAGCGGCGCCCUUGCUCAAUCCCUCUGCCAGGUGACACAGGGGCCGGUGCAGGGGAACUGGGGUCUCUAGGACUUAUGUCCUUUCUCGAGAAGUCAGCUCUGGGUAGGCAUUGGGGCUGGCUGUUUUCCAGCUGGUGAUCCUGGAGAAAUCUGGUCCCCUGGAUCUAGACCAGAAUUUAGAGUCAGUUGCUUUCUGCCAGAGACCCUGGGCCCUGGAGGCCCCAACAUACCUCAGUCCUAUUAUCGUGGGUCAACUCCUCACACUCAGCCCAGCACUGGGACCCUCCAAAGCCAUGUAAAUGUGUGUACUGUACAGCAUGUACAAAGUCUUUUUUUUUUUUUACUGAGGAUUGUCAUUAAACACUAUCAUUUUUUUA